Messenger RNA from Pistacia vera, 1977 nucleotides. RefSeq names its product alanine aminotransferase 2, mitochondrial-like. Gene Ontology annotation, biological process: biosynthetic process. Lineage: Eukaryota; Viridiplantae; Streptophyta; Magnoliopsida; Sapindales; Anacardiaceae. The coding region runs from base 200 to 1792 and encodes 530 amino acids. The transcript is spliced from 15 exons. The record is from RefSeq and is a predicted model, not a curated record. Gene Ontology annotation, molecular function: pyridoxal phosphate binding; L-alanine:2-oxoglutarate transaminase activity.
AACUCUUGAUUUAAUGCGGCGAGUUGGUGAUGUAAAAACAUAGGGACAGGGAGCGAAAAUCAAGACCCGUGGGCGCAAAAUUGAAUCGAAGUCAAAGACUUGGACAAAACACCAAGGAAGUCGGUUUCAAGGAAAGUGUCAGACAACUCGUACUUGUCAUUCAUUCUCAAGUCUCAACUUCUCUUUAUAUGUAAAAACGAUGCGGACAUUCGUACUCUUUGCUAGUCUCAGAAACCAUCUAAGCCGUCGCUUUCACUCUCAGAAUAAAAAUCAAAAUCAAUACCGUCUUCUCUCUUCUCGUUUCCUAUCCUCUUCUUCUCCUCCCUCAAUGGCUUCUUCCAAUUCAUCUCCUGCUGUCACCAUUGACACCAUCAACCCAAAGGUUAAAACAUGUGAAUAUGCUGUUCGUGGUGAGAUUGUCAUCCUUGCCCAGAAAUUGCAAGAAGAGUUACAGGCUAAGCCAGGUUCUCACCCUUUUGACGAGAUAAUAUACUGCAAUAUUGGAAAUCCCCAGUCUCUUGGUCAGCAGCCGAUAACAUUUUUCCGAGAGGUCCUCGCAUUGUGCGACCAUCCAACUAUUUUGGACAGAAGUGAAACACAAGCUUUGUUCAGCGCGGAUUCCAUUGAGCGAGCUUGGAAGAUUCUGGAUCAAAUUCCCGGAGGUGCAACUGGUGCUUAUAGUCAUAGUCAGGGUAUCAAGGGAUUACGUGAUACCAUAGCUGCUGGAAUUGAAGCUCGUGACGGUUUUCCUGCUGAUCCAAAUGAUAUUUUCUUGACAGAUGGUGCUAGCCCAGCUGUCCAUUCAAUGAUGACUUUACUUAUAAGAUCAGAGAAAGAUGGAAUCCUUUGUCCCAUUCCUCAGUACCCUUUAUACUCUGCUUCAAUUGCUCUCCAUGGUGGCACUCUGGUUCCUUACUAUCUUGAUGAAGCAACCGGAUGGGGAUUGGAAAUAGCAGAGCUUAGGAAGCAGUUGGAAGAUGCCAAGGCCAAGGGUGUCACUGUUAGGGCCUUGGUCGUAAUAAAUCCAGGGAACCCAACAGGGCAGGUUCUUGCUGAAGAGAACCAGAGGGACAUUGUGAAUUUCUGUAAACAAGAAGGUCUUGUUCUUCUUGCAGAUGAGGUGUACCAGGAAAAUGUUUAUGUUCCAGAGAAGAAAUUUAACUCUUUCAAGAAGGUUUCCCGAUCUAUGGGGUAUGGUGAGGAGGACAUAUCCCUAGUAUCCUUUCAGUCAGUCUCUAAAGGUUACCAUGGGGAGUGUGGAAAAAGAGGAGGUUACAUGGAGGUCACUGGGUUUACUCCUGACAUAAGGGAGCAAAUAUACAAAAUGGCAUCUGUUAAUCUUUGUUCUAAUAUAUCUGGUCAAAUUCUUGCAAGCCUUGUCAUGAGUCCACCCAAGGUUGGAGAUGAAUCCUAUGAAUCUUACUGUGCAGAAAGGGAUGGAAUUCUCUCGUCAUUAGCUAGGCGUGCAAAGACACUGGAAGAUGCUUUAAACAGUUUGGAAGGAAUAACAUGUAACAAAGCAGAAGGAGCAAUGUAUCUCUUUCCCCGCGUUCGAUUGCCAGAGAAGGCAAUCAAAGCUGCAGAAGCUGCAAAAUGUGCUCCAGAUGCAUUCUAUUGUCGUCGCCUCCUGAAUGCCACUGGCAUUGUUGUUGUUCCCGGGUCUGGUUUUGGGCAGGUUCCUGGCACUUGGCAUUUCAGGUGCACAAUACUGCCUCAGGAGGAUAAGAUUCCGGCCAUUGUUUCGCAUCUGACAGACUUCCAUAAAAGUUUCAUGGAUGAGUACCGUGGCUAAGUGGUUUCGUUAAAACUGGAGAAGAAUAAGGUGGUAGCCAUUACAAUGCGAAUGCGCAUUUAACUCAUGCCUUUUGAAGUUUUCUAUUGGGAAAGGACAUUGCCAUUUUUGGUUGAAUGAAGUGUUAUAGAAUCAUGGUUUACUGUCAAAAAUGUGUUUCAUAAAAUAGAGUUCAUUUUUCAAAA